Molecule: messenger RNA, 1203 nt
Organism: Ananas comosus (pineapple)
Lineage: Eukaryota; Viridiplantae; Streptophyta; Magnoliopsida; Poales; Bromeliaceae
Product: dehydrodolichyl diphosphate synthase complex subunit Nus1-like
Exons: 9
Coding region: 116-940 (274 amino acids)
Cellular component (GO): dehydrodolichyl diphosphate synthase complex; endoplasmic reticulum membrane
Molecular function (GO): ditrans,polycis-polyprenyl diphosphate synthase [(2E,6E)-farnesyl diphosphate specific] activity
Source: RefSeq, a predicted model, not a curated record
AUGUCUCCUACCCCUCCCUCCUCUCGUGCUCUCCUUGCUCCCCCUUCAAACCCUCGACAAACCAUGUUUUGGAGAGGAGAGCCUUGAAGUAGAACUAGCAUUGGCUUGUGGCCUCAUGGAAACCCACUUGAUCCAAAUGUACAUGCGUCUAGCUAAUGAAUUUGCAAGAACCUUCGAUUCGCUUUUUCAUAGGAUUCAAUCUUCCAUGAUUUUGAAGUUUAUAUUGGGAUUGUUCUGGCAUUUACUCCAUAUAGCGGUGAGCUUGGUGCAUAUUUGGUCAUAUGUGAUUCAACAGUUGCGGUGCUACAUCAUUUCAAGUGGGUUGUUUGCAAAGUAUCGAAAUUUCUCUCUGAGCCGUCUUCGCUACUUGGCUGUCAUAGUGGACAGUCAAGAAGCUAAGCAUACCGCGAAGAUCAAGCAACUUCUCUCGUGGUUGUCGGCUAUUGGUGUAAAGCAUGUCGCCCUUUAUGAUGCAGAAGGUGUGCUGAAGAAGUCAAUUGAUUUUGGUCAGACGAGAUUGAGAGAUCGAAGUGCGGGAACCUGUCUUGAUGGUGAUGUAAACUGUGUAACUUCUCUUUGUAAUUAUGAGGAAAUGUCGAUAGAGUUACUUUCUUUUACUGAUGGUAAAGAAGGGAUUGCCAAAGCAGCUAGCUUCCUAUGCUCCGAUUACUUAAAAAAUGAUUCUGACGACUGUGGCAGAACCGAGACUUUAUUCACAGAAGCCAACAUGACUAAGGCUUUAAAAGCUGUAGGUUAUUAUGGCCCAGAGCCUGACCUCCUCCUUGUCUAUGGACCUGCCAGAUGUCAUUUAGGGUUUCCUCCAUGGAGACUGCGGUAUACAGAGAUUAUGCAUAUGGGGCCGCUGAAAUCCAUGAAAUAUAGCGCCAUUGUGAAGGCCCUGUAUGAUUUUUCAAAAAAGUACCAAAACUACGGUUCUUAGUUGAAAUGCUGAUAUGAUAAUGACGAAGAGGGGCUUCAGUUUUAUUAUUCGGAAUUUCUCUAAAUUUCAGGAGGUCGAAUUACUAUUCAACUGGUUAUUUACAGGAAUCGCAGAUGAAUACUGCUUCUGAUAAUUUUUUUCCCCCUUUUCUUCUGUCAUAUUAUAUUUUAUAGCUUCACAGAAUCAUAAGAUAUUUGAUAAACAAUGUAAUCAAUAAGAUUCUGAGAAAAUCCCACAGCUUUAUAAGCAAUGUUGAUCUUAUA